GUAGAGAGUAGAUGGCCGGCCGGGAAGUUUGGAAGGGCUUGGAAUCUAAGAACAUUCGGCAUUUAAUUUCUCAAAAAAGUAGUGUUUUUUCGUGAUUUUCUCCGGUUUAUCAAGAUGGAAAAGACUCCUCUGCUUACGGAGUUUUCCAAAAUUGUGAAUAAUUUCAAUGACUUGGUGAAACCACUUGUGAAUAUCCAAUCAUUCAAAGAGUCUGCAUUCUUUGUAAAUGAUCUCAUUAGGCAAAUCCACAAGUUUCUGGUGAAGGAAAAUGUUAUUGGGGUGGAUUUUAAGGUUUGUCCGGAGGGGCAGGAAAGUCUCCGGGAGAUUCUGUUGUUUCUCGUUGCAAAUAUGGAUACGGGAUUUAGGAGUGCCUUCCCAGAUGAACCUCUGUUUGUGAGUUUGGGGAAUGAGUUGCCUGAAUUGUCCAGGAAUCUCUUCUAUAUUUUGGUGUGGAGACUCAAUCUCAAGGAAGCUUUUUUGGAGUUGCUUUCUUUGGCACCUAUAACACUGCUUUGUGAUUUGAUGGUGAUUUUUCCGGAUGCCAUGCAGCACUUGGAUAAGGAGAAGGAUCUCAGCUGGGCAGUUAAGGUAAUUGUGGCUCUUUAUGAAAAUUUCAGUCGCAGGAGAAGUUUGGCGAAUGAGACAGAUUGGGAAAUUGCUUCUGGGUAUUGCUUGACUUUCAUGGGGGAUUAUUUUAAGGGAGAUCGUGAGGAUUAUCCCAAUAUGCAGAGAAAUCAGUUUUAUAUUCACCAAGGGCAGAUGGUUAGGCAUUUUUUGAGGAUUUCAGUGGAGUGCAUGAAAAUCUUUGUGAAUCGGGAAAGGGAAGAGAAUUGUCCGGAAAUUUACAAAAGGGCUUUUCUGGAGGAAGUUGUGAGGGUCGAUGAGGAUGAAAUUCAUCCAAAUAUUGAGAAAUUGAAUGAGAAACUCCUGAAUAAGCUUCAGAAUCUCGUUGACGGAGUCACAGUUCUGACCUUCUGUCAAUGGGUGGAAGUGGAUGUUGAGCCUGGUGUAACUCUCCAGGAUGCCAUCCAGAAUGUAGCCAUGGAGUUGGAUGUGAUUCCAAAGGAGGAAAAUGGUCUGAAACAUGGAGUUUUCCAACAGAUAAAAUGCCUAAUCCGGGAUCCAAAAAACGAAAAGCAAGUGGCCAAUGAGGCCACAAUUGGGGAAGUCCUGACGCAACUGGACAGUCUAACAAAUCCUGAGCAGAAAGCCCUUUGGAUGAGAGACUUGAUGUCUCGUGGGGAACUUGUCCUGGAAAAUCGAGAAUGCCUGGAAACAAUUCAGGAAAAUAUAAAAAUUCUUCUCUUGGAAGAUUUUGUCAAUUUGGCCAAAUUCAUGCAAAAUUCUGACUCUGACAAUGAAGAUAUCAUCGGGAAUAUUCUUCUCCAAGGUCUUUCUGUGCUUCCAAUCAAGGAAGCUGUUCAUCUUCUGACCACAGAACUCUACUACCUUCCAGGCCAUUGUAUUCGAAAAAACACCUUCCGGGAUGAUCUCCGGAAUCUCUUGGCAUCCAAGAGAUGGUCAGAAUCUGCCUACCUAAAGCUCCUGGCCCAGAAUCCCCGGGAAACCAUCUCAGAGAUGAGUAUCUGGGUGAUUGAUCACGAAAAGGAUAUGAAAGUUGCAUUGCAGUUGCUGCAACUAACCUCAAAAAUUACAGAAAAUCAUUUGGAAGAAAUCAUAACAGAUCUCAUCCUAUUCCCAACUCUCCGGACAACCAGUCGCCUCCUGGCCAACUGGAUCUGUCGCCUGCUGAAUUGUGGACUCCUCCGGAAGAAUAAAAUCCUCAAAGCUCUCUACUACAGCCUCGUAGAAUAUGUGGAAAAACACAACGAAAAGGGUAUCCUGGCCAUAAUGACCAUCUUCUCUGUGAUCUCCCAGAAGAGUUCCUUCUCCCAAGAUGCAGCAAAAGUCCUCUCAAUUGCUGGCAGAGUCCUGGACAACAGUCGAUGGACCCUAGAGACCUACACGGAAGAGAUCAAAGAAAUUGCCAGACUCUCAAUUGUCACGAUCGUGGAAACCAUGAAGGAUUUCCUAAAGUUCUCGUCUGAACUAGAAAAAUCUCAGCUAAAAAAGAAAAUUGCCCCCUUUUCGCUGAUGACGACUUUUUUCUACCAGAAACUCAGUCUCAAUAGAUCAACUCCCACUCAGAAUUUUGCAGAAUAUCUCUUGCAGAAGGAAUCUCUAGAGGAAGUUUCCCGGGAAGAGCUGGAGGAUUUCCUCUCGCAGAAAAUUAUUCACUGCACUUCCAAGGAAACUGUUUGGCUGGCUAGCAAUGAAUUCCUGAGGCCUCAUUUUGAGAGUGUCCUCCGGGAAUUAGCCAUCAAGGUGUCAGAGACGCCUUCAGCCAUUCGGGUUUCCCCUGCAAAGUGCUUCCGGAACUGCAUGUCAAAUUACCAGCAGGCUCUGGAGAAGGUGAUCAUCCCAGAGCUGGCAGGAGAUCGUGAAAAGGUUAUAUUUCUGCACAGAAUCCUGGAAUUAUUUGAUGUAAUUCCUCAGGAAAUCUACGAUGAGAUCCUCCAGAAUCUAUCCACGCAAAUUUUAGAUUUGCUGAAGGAUGUUCUAGAAACCGAAGAAUGCAUUCCGGACUGUCAUUCUGUGCUAAAAGCCCAAGUGAAUGGAUUGAGGAGUUGCAAACUCAAAACAAGUCUCUUGGAGUUGUUUAAUGAUUAAUUUUAUUAAUUUCUUUUUUCAUUUGUAUUAUGAUCCUCUGUAAGUUGAGUAUCCAUAAGGACUGAGAAGGAGAGGAAUAUGAUAGUUCUGAUUAUCUGAUGCAUUUUCAAUUUUAAACACAACCUAAAAAUAUAAAUAAAAUUGUCGAAUGAAA
This is a messenger RNA of Phlebotomus papatasi, 2824 nucleotides long. RefSeq lists its product as uncharacterized. Bases 115 to 2670 code for a protein of 851 amino acids. The transcript has 3 exons. Lineage: Eukaryota; Metazoa; Arthropoda; Insecta; Diptera; Psychodidae. The record is from RefSeq and is a predicted model, not a curated record.